Messenger RNA from Fusarium coffeatum, 1632 nucleotides. RefSeq lists its product as uncharacterized. Gene Ontology annotation, biological process: transcription initiation at RNA polymerase I promoter; nucleolar large rRNA transcription by RNA polymerase I. Gene Ontology annotation, molecular function: RNA polymerase I general transcription initiation factor activity; rDNA binding. The record is from RefSeq and is a predicted model, not a curated record. The coding region runs from base 1 to 1632 and encodes 543 amino acids. Gene Ontology annotation, cellular component: RNA polymerase I upstream activating factor complex. Lineage: Eukaryota; Fungi; Ascomycota; Sordariomycetes; Hypocreales; Nectriaceae. The transcript has a single exon.
AUGGAGUCGGAAACCAAUUACGAACCUUUCGAGGAAGAAUAUAACGAAGCGGAGCACAUCGAGGGUUUGAAGUUAGAAGACGACGGGAAUCUAUCAUCACUGGCUUACGGACAACAACAUGUCGAUAACGACAGUGUAGUAUCUGGUAGUGUUUAUGCCGGGAGCGAAGACGAAGAAAACGUGCAACACUCGCUUAAAAGACCUGCCGAAGAUGAUUUGCUACCCCGUCAGUUCAAAAGACAAAAGGGAGUGCGCAAUGACGGCUAUCUGGCUCUUCUCAAUGGAGAUAUCAAGGAUGCGGCGCAUCGUCUUUGCUUUGCGCCUGACGAGGGGGAAUCCGUCUUGCACCCAUCCCAAAUAGGUCUCAGUUAUUGGUCGGUACCAGAAAAACGGCUAUUCUUUGAGGCCAUCGGUCGUUUGGGACAAAACGACCUCUCAGGUAUUGCGGCUUUCAUUGGUACGAAGAGCGGCGUUGAGGUGAAUCAGUACCUCGAUGUACUCCAAAGAGCUCGACAGUUGAGACAGCACGCCAUCAGACGACCGGCGAUAGAGUUUUCAGAAAUCCCUGCUGCUGUUGAGUUAAGCCAACCAUGCUGCCACGCCUUGGACGAAGCCGCAGAUACAAUUUCUGUACUUCAGGAACGAAAGGAGGAACUCAGAGAAGAAGGCAAAUGGGGAGAAUGUUGGGAAAUCACUCCAGAGAUCGCUCGACAACUUGACAAUGGUGAAAAAAUUCCCGGAAGCCAGGAUCUCCAUUUCAAGGGGCUUUUCAACCUACAGGCCUGGCUGAGACUUUCGGAUCGCAUCUUUAUGAACUCGUCUAUUCCUAGUGAGAACUGGCAUCAUAUCAGCGAGAGCCCGCCGUCGAUGUGGGCUACGACUUAUGAUGAUUUUCAUUCAUUGGCCGUUUCUAUCACAAAACGACUCGUCCAGACAACCAUCUUUAUCAGUAUGUCGAGAAUCAAGUCCAAAAAGGAAUACAGGCCCACUAUCCGCGAAACCGUCAGAGCCCAAGACGUCCUAGCAGCCGUCGAUUCAUUAGGAUUGAGACCAAACUCACACCAGUUCUGGAGCAAAUGCGCACGAAGAUUACGAUUGGAAGUACACGAAGAACCACCCGAUAAAGAUGAGGAAUACGAAGGCGAACCUCUAGAUUAUGAAGAAGUUGAGGAUCUUCUAUCACCACAAGAUGAAGACAUCGAACCAACAAUCGACCCUAAAAUGGAAGAGAGCGACGAUUCUUCCGAGCCAGAAUCGUUAGGCGCCGAUUUCGAAGAACCACCGUUAUUGUCCGAUGAAGAAGAUGUUGCCGUUAGAAGAGAAGCAGACGAAGUCUUACAAUUCUCCGCCGCCGAUUUCCCAGAAACAUACCGCAAAAAAGAGGUCCUCAAAAGUCGAAUCACGACGGAGCGUCGCCAGGAGCAAUAUGCCGAAGAGCGCGACCAAUAUGCAAACUGGCAGGCCGAAAAUGAGAUGUGGGAUCUGCUGCAAAAGAAACCGCCUAUCGAACUGCCCAAGAUGGCAGAACCAGGCCCCCUGCAGCGAUCGAAUAGGGAUGUUGAAGGUAUCUUUCCAAUAGGAAGAGAUUGGAAAUCUAAGACCAAGCACUACAGCGAGUGGGAGCAGGAAUAG